AGAAGAUACACAGUUCUUACAAGGCCAACCUUGCAAGGAGACAAUGGACGAAAGGAAGCUUCGAAAGGCCUUCUCUGAUGUUUCCCUCGAGAUAAAACGAAAUAUACGCGAAAAGGAGGAGCAAGAACAAGAAGGAGAAGAGCUAGAAGUGAAGAAAGUGAAAUGUGAUUGUUGUGGUAUAGAAGAAGAAUGUACUGUGCAAUACAUAGACAAAGUUAGAAACUUGUAUUCAGGCAAUUGGGUUUGUGGUCUUUGCGCCGUAGUAAUCACUGAGAGGUUUCGCAAGGAUCCUCUCACAGCCGCGGGGAUACAAGGAGCCUUGGACUGGCACAAAGGGAUUUGUGAUGACUUCAAUUCUACUACAAGAGUUAACCCUAAACUUGAUUUCGCAAGAUCGAUGAGAGAUAUCGCUAAACGAAGCAAUCAGAAGAGAAUGUCAUCAGACUUUUCUUUAGGUUCCAAAAUUUCUCGAACAAUCAGUUGUGAUCCAAGACUUGAGCGAUGA
This is a messenger RNA of Capsella rubella, 505 nucleotides long. RefSeq lists its product as uncharacterized. The coding region runs from base 44 to 505 and encodes 153 amino acids. The transcript is spliced from 2 exons. The record is from RefSeq and is a predicted model, not a curated record. NCBI's taxonomy places the organism in Eukaryota, Viridiplantae, Streptophyta, Magnoliopsida, Brassicales, Brassicaceae.